Molecule: messenger RNA, 3777 nt
Organism: Rotaria sordida
Lineage: Eukaryota; Metazoa; Rotifera; Eurotatoria; Philodinida; Philodinidae
Source: the annotation of a GenBank genome assembly
AUGUUGCUUAUCAAACAUCUAAUCUAUUUCUUCUUCUUACAUUUGGUGAUUGCAUUGCCUCAAAUUAAUCUUUAUCUUACUGAUAAGAUAAAUGAAAAUAUCGAUGAUAUUAUUCAACAGCAUGAUUGUCUUUAUUUUGAUCUAAGCGAAGAUCCAUGGUCUCGUGAUAUCAUACCUUAUUGUAUGAGUGGAUCGACACAGAAAUGGUCUAUUGUAAAGACUAAUUUUUAUGCACUCUUUACUUUUGCUGAACUCAGUCGACAAAAUAUUACAAGUGAACAAUUAUAUCAAUGGUCAGCACCGAUAGAUAUCAGUGAACGUUAUCAACUGUAUCUGAAUCAACUUUCAAUUGGAAAUGUAUUAUCAGAGAUGGGAAGAGAAACAUUUUACAAUUGUACAUUACCAGCAUUUGGUCCACAGUGUCAAUAUCAACUAGAUUUUUAUAAUACUGAUUUAACAUUAAAUGAAUUUAUUCGUAUUCACUAUCGUCAGCAUGCUUAUACACCAGAAUCAUUAACCUGUUAUACUCAUUUACAAUGUAAUCGUGGUUCAACAUCGAUAUGUCUCGAUUGGACCGAAAUAUGUGAUGGAAAAAUCGAUUGUACUGAUGGAAUUGAUGAAAAAGAUUGUUGGCCACUUAUAGGUAAUAAAUGUGAAGAUGGUGAAUAUCGAUGUGAUAAUGGUCAAUGCAUACAUCCAAGAUUCGUUAAUAUUGGUGUCAGUUUCGAAUGUCUUGAUCGGUCUGAUCAAUAUAAGUUUUUAUUAUCAUCGAGUUCGUCUUAUAAUGAAUAUCAUGGACCAACAUUUGCAAAUGAAGAUAUUGUUUGUUCAUGGCGCGAACGUUAUAUGAACAAAUUUAUCCAUCCUUUUACAAGUUCAUGUAGAUAUCAACGUAAUGAAAAAAUUGUACAAGCAAUAUUUUCCGAUAUAUCAGAUGCAACCAUAAGUAAUGAUUGUCUUUUGGCAUUCAAAUGUCAUUCUAAGAUUCUAACAGAUAAUAAUUCACUAUGCUCGAAUUUCUGUCAAAAUGAAAAAUGUAUCGAAAUUAUAAAGAAUACUUGUCCAAGUAUGUUCUAUUAUCCAACAGCUCCAAUUGCCUUUGGUCAUAUCUACUUUGCUUAUACAAUCGAGUAUGUUGUGAAUUGGAAAGAUAUGGGACAAAUUCCACCUCAAUAUAUAUGUUAUAAUGAACAAUUAUGUGAUGAAUUUUAUUCGAAUGUAACCUUAUUGUUGUUCCGUGGAACUACAUGUCGUCAUCCGAAAGAUUUUCCAAUAUGGAUUUACUUCAAUGGAACAGAUUGGUAUUCGAAUUAUAUCCAGCUAGUAUACUCACAACUUAGUCAUUGUAAUCGAAUGAUAGAUAAUAGUUUAAUUUGUGAUAGUUCUAUUAUGUAUCAAUGUAAAAAUUCAUCGAAAUGUAUUCCAAAGUCUUAUAUUGGUGAUGGUAUUCGAGAUUGUCAUUAUGAAGAUGAUGAAGAACAAAGUACGAUCGAUGAAUAUUGUUUGAUAGAUCAAACCAACAUAUUUUUCAAAUGCCAAACAGACAACAAAUGUAUUCGUCGAAAUCACGUUGAAAAUCACAUUUGUGAUUGUAAAGUAGAUGAAUAUGGUAUGUGCGAUGAUGAAGAUCUAGAAUUAAAUAAAAAAAGACGACAAAUUACGUUUUCAACGAUUUGCGACAGUUCAGUUGAUCUUUUACCGAUUAUGAUUAAUGGACAAAAUCAAACGGAUGAAACCAAUUGUGAACAAUGGCCAUGCAAUAAUACAUAUACACGAUGUGAUAAUUUUUGGAGUUGUCUUGAUGGAGCUGAUGAAGUUGAUUGUGAUCCAACACCAUUAAUCAAAUGUCCACCUUAUCAUCAUAUAUGUGUUUCAUUGAAUACAUAUCAAUUGAUAUGUUUACCUAUUGAAAGAGCCAAUGAUGGUAUUAUUCAUUGUUUAGGUGGUAUCGAUGAACCAACAUUAUGUCCAGUAAAGAAUCGUCUUAAGGAAUCAAAAAAGUUUUAUUGCAAAAAUGGUGAUUCUGAUAUGUGCUUAUCGUUGCAAUAUGUUUGUGAUGGGAUAAAACAUUGCGAAAAUGGUGACGACGAACAAUUUUGUAACUCAACCAUGACCGACUUCUUUCGAAAAUAUUCAAGUAAUUUAAAGGCUAAAAAAAUUUCGGACACAAAUUUCUACGACACUGUUAAAUCAAAAUCAAAAGAUGUUCAAUUAAAGAAAUCGAAACCAAAUGAAAUGAUAACACAUUUAUCUAUGAUCAAUGAAUAUGAACAUCGUUGUCAUCGUGGUCUUUCUUUACAAGUUUUGUUGGAUAGUGACAAGAAUUUAAUAGCAAAAACAUGUCUUUGUCCACCAACUUAUUAUGGUGAUCGUUGUCAAUAUCAAAAUCAACGUGUUAGUCUCACCAUGGAAAUUAUUGCACCUUUAAAAUCUCGACAAACAUUAUUUGUACUUGUUAUUUCAUUAAUUGAUGAUAGUGUCGAACGAAUUAUUCAUUCAUAUGAACAACUGUCUUAUUUACCUAUGCGAGAUGAAUAUAUUAAAUUUAAUGUCUAUUUAUUUUAUUCUAUUCGACCAAAAAGUCUUAUGAAACAAUAUUCAGUACAUAUUGAUAUUUAUGAAAUGACUACGUUAAAUUAUCGAGGAAGUCUGCUAAUACCAUUGAAAUUUCCAUUCUUACCUGUCGAACGUAUUGCUGUUCAACUUAAUAUUCCACAUACAAAUAAUAUUGUCCAAACUUGUACUAAUCAUCAAUGUGUUCAUGGUCAAUGUAUUCAAUAUUUAAAUGAUCUGAAAAAGACUAGUUUUUGCCAAUGUAAAUCAGGUUGGACUGGACGAUAUUGCACUAUUCCUCAUAUAUGUACCUGUUCAUCUGAUUCAUUAUGUGUUGGUGUUGCAGCAAAUAAUCGAUCGAUAUGUGUAUGUCCUUUUAACAAGUUUGGUUCUCAAUGUUUAUUAACUAAAACCGUAUGCCAAGACGAUCCAUGUUUAAAUGGAGGCGUAUGUAUACCUUCUGAUGAACAUAGUGCAUUUCAUCAACCAUAUAUAUGCAUCUGUCGAAAAGGAUUCUAUGGACAAAAAUGUGAAGUACCUGAUAACAAAAUUAUUCUUUCAUUUCACAACAAUCUUACUUUACCUUCACAAUCACUCGUAUUUUUUCAUUUCAUCUAUUUUGUUCAUCGUACUCUACAUACUCACAAUAUAAAUCCCACGAAAAUAUGUGAAAAUAAAACUUCAAUUAUUAGCUAUUGGUCAUAUCCAUUUCAUAUUGCUUUUGUCGAACUUUCAACAUUUCAAUACUAUUUAGUUGCUAAUGAAAAAGUAGAAUAUUCAUCAGUGAUUGUUCGAAAAAUUAAUCCAUCCGAUCGUUGUCAAUCUAUAAAUGAAAUAUUUAUUGAAAACAUGACUCAAAUGCAUCUCAUUCAACGCAUUAAAUAUUAUCAUUUACCAUGUCAAAUUCACUCAUUAAAUUUAUCUUGCUUUUAUGAUGAUAUUCAUAUAUGUUUAUGCCAGAAUUUUGGUUAUCAACGUUUAGCUAACUGUUUCACAUUUAAUCAUCAUAUCAAACUUGAUAAUUUAACUAUGUCUCACAACCAACUCGAACGUGAAUGUUGGGAGGAUUAUUCAUUUAAUUCAUCGAUUUUAUCAACAUUGCCCAUCUCAACUACUCCAUCAAUUACAUCAAUAGAUAGUGGCAUGUCAUCUAUUUACGUUUGCGAAUAUUUUCUAUAUUUAUUCAUCUUGCUAUUUUGCUUACAUAUUCAUUACAUACAAUAA